Messenger RNA from Linum tenue, 2142 nucleotides. NCBI's taxonomy places the organism in Eukaryota, Viridiplantae, Streptophyta, Magnoliopsida, Malpighiales, Linaceae. The record is from the annotation of a GenBank genome assembly.
AUUUUGCUGGGCACUUUGUAUAAAUCAUCGCAUCGAGCUCAAGCCGCAGCCCUAUCUCAAAUUUACUCCGAUUUUGAGGUCUCGCCGGUCUCCAAUCUCUCAAAGCUUGGUUUCCCCUCUAUUCUCUCUGUCCGUAGCGUUGCUAACCUGUUUCCUUUGCAGACUUUCCCCCUCAACACCCCUUCCAAACCCUAACCCUAAAACCCCCCCUUCCUCACCCACAGCAGCUUCACAGACCAUGGGAGAAACAAGGGACAACGAUGCCUAUGAGGAGGAGCUUAUCGAUUACGAGGAGGAUGAGGAGAAAGCCCCUGAUUCCGUCGCUGCCAAAGUCAACGGCGAAGCUGCCAAGAAGGGAUACGUUGGAAUACACAGUUCCGGAUUCAGAGACUUCCUUUUGAAGCCAGAGCUCCUUCGGGCAAUUGUGGAUUCUGGUUUUGAGCAUCCUUCCGAAGGCAAGACUUUCUUUUUACCGAGUUAUAUUUGUUUGGGACCUCUUCAACAUGAAUGUAUUCCCCAAGCCAUCUUGGGUAUGGAUGUUAUCUGUCAAGCCAAAUCCGGAAUGGGCAAGACUGCUGUUUUUGUUCUGUCUACUCUACAACAAAUUGAGCCAACUUCCGGUCAAGUCAUUGCCCUUGUUCUGUGUCAUACAAGAGAGCUGGCUUACCAGAUCUGCCACGAGUUUGAGAGGUUCAGUACCUACUUGCCUGAUACCAAGGUUGCAGUCUUUUAUGGUGGUGUCAACAUCAAGACUCACAAGGAUCUUCUGAAAAAUGAAUGCCCUCACAUUGUUGUCGGAACCCCUGGUAGAAUACUGGCUUUGGCUAGAGAGAAGGAUCUUUCCUUGAAGAAUGUCCGACAUUUCAUUCUGGAUGAAUGUGACAAGAUGCUUGAAUCACUUGAUAUGAGGAGAGAUGUGCAGGAGAUCUUCAAGAUGACCCCUCAUGACAAGCAAGUCAUGAUGUUCUCUGCCACUCUGAGCAAAGAAAUCCGCCCAGUAUGCAAGAAGUUCAUGCAAGAUGUAAUGUCCUAUGGCCAGUUCUACUUGAAUUUAGCAGCCUUGAGGAACAACCCUAACGUGAUUUACUGUAAAAUUUGUUCCUUUCAGCCAAUGGAAAUUUAUGUCGACGAUGAAGCCAAAUUGACCCUUCAUGGUCUAGUACAGCACUACAUCAAAUUGACUGAGCUGGAGAAGAACCGUAAGCUGAAUGACCUUCUGGAUGCCUUGGAUUUUAAUCAAGUUGUUAUCUUUGUCAAAAGUGUGAGCCGUGCCGCUGAGCUGAACAAGUUGCUGGUGGAGUGUAAUUUCCCUUCAAUUUGCAUCCACUCUGGAAUGUCUCAGGAGGAAAGGUUGACUCGAUACAAGGGAUUCAAGGAGGGUCAUAAGAGGAUUCUUGUUGCCACAGAUUUGGUUGGUAGAGGAAUAGACAUUGAAAGGGUCAACAUCGUCAUAAACUAUGACAUGCCUGAUUCAGCGGACACCUAUCUUCACAGGGUUGGACGAGCUGGUAGGUUUGGUACAAAGGGUCUUGCAAUAACAUUUGUCUCUUCAGCUUCCGACUCGGAUGUUCUCAAUCAGGUGAGUGACUUGAAGUUUUCUAUCAUGCUCAAUCCAUUGCUGCAGCCCACUCAUUUCUGUUCUCGUGAUUACUCCUUUGUGCAGGUUCAGGAAAGGUUUGAGGUGGACAUUAAAGAACUUCCUGAACAAAUUGAUACAUCCACAUACAUGCCGUCGUGAUUGGAAAAGCUUGUACUUGGAAGCGAUUGAUUUUGAAGGAAGGCCUAACCGCGCAACUGGGAUGGUGUGUUUCCUUUUGGGAGCUGGAAAUGUGAUUGUACUAUGUAGCUUGUUGCUUUGUUGUUUUCAUCUCGUUGGCCUAAAGAACGGAGUAGUGAGAAGUGGAUGUUGGUUCUAUCGUUUAUGAGUGUAGGGGGUGAUGAAACUUUAUUAGUAGUUGUAGCUCUUCACCUAUCAUUUCGGAAAUUUUCGGCCUAUCAAGUAUCAGUCUGUGAGUUGUGUACUAAAUUUAGAUAAUGAGGUUAUACAUUAGUUGAUUUUCAAUGCGUGUUAGUUUGCACUAUUGGUAAGAAUGUGUUUUGAGAAUUCAUUUUCGUUGCAUUUUUGUAAGCAAUUUUGUGCGU